This is a messenger RNA of Leptopilina heterotoma, 1751 nucleotides long. RefSeq names its product cyclin-dependent kinase 9-like. NCBI's taxonomy places the organism in Eukaryota, Metazoa, Arthropoda, Insecta, Hymenoptera, Figitidae. The record is from RefSeq and is a predicted model, not a curated record. The coding region runs from base 327 to 1514 and encodes 395 amino acids. Gene Ontology annotation, biological process: protein phosphorylation. Gene Ontology annotation, molecular function: ATP binding; cyclin-dependent protein serine/threonine kinase activity. Gene Ontology annotation, cellular component: nucleus. The transcript is spliced from 9 exons.
UGACAGUUGGUAUUAGUGUUUAAAGUGCUUAAUUAAAUACAGAUGAUAAAGACGAAUUAGGUCUUUGUCAUAAAAUGUUUAUAAUUUACUAAUUAAAUAAAGUGAGGUUAUGUUCUGACAGUUCCGUGCGAUCGGUUGAACGACAAUUUGUGAUUUUAGUAUUAAAAGAAUAAAUUUGAGAAAUCAGUCUUUUAUUAUUGAAUAAUAUACACAGGAAGGUCAAUAAUUAACGUAUAAGGACACGUCAAGUUCAACAAUUCGACUUUUCUUUUUUUGUAAAGAAAAAACAGUUUCAAUUUCUGCGAAAGGAAAUUUUUAAUUUCACAAUGAGUGAAAUAGAUAGACAAAAAUAUAUUCAAGAAUUUGAUUUUCCAUUUUGUGAAGAAAUUAGUAAAUAUGACUCAUUGGUUAAAAUUGGCCAAGGAACAUUUGGAGAAGUUUUUAAAGCCCGUGACAGGAAAAAUAGUACGAAAUUCGUAGCAAUGAAGAAAGUUUUAUUGAAUAAUGAUAAAGAAGGAUUUCCAAUAACUGCAUUGCGUGAAAUUAAAAUACUGCAAUUACUAAAACACAAAAAUAUUGUGAAUUUAAUCGAAAUUUGCAAAAAGUCAGCAAUUUCAGGCAAUCGCAGUCGUUCGACUUUUUAUCUUAUAUUUGAUUUUUGUGAACACGAUCUUGCCGGAUUGCUUGCGAGUCCAAAAGUAAAAUUCACAUUAGGUGAAAUAAAAAACGUGAUGCGGCAAAUGUUGAAUGGAUUGUAUUAUAUUCACAGUAACAAAAUACUGCAUCGUGAUAUGAAAGCUGCAAAUAUUUUAAUAACGAAAAACGGUCUAUUGAAAUUAUCAGAUUUCGGUCUAGCACGAGCCUUUAGUGAAAGUAAAUUUAAUCAGCCGAAUCGAUUUACAAAUAAAGUUGUUACACUUUGGUAUAGACCACCGGAAUUAUUACUCGGUGCUCGAAAUUACGGUCCAGCUAUCGAUUUAUGGGGCACUGGCUGCAUUAUGGCUGAAAUGUGGACAAGAGCUCCAAUAAUGCAGGGCGCUACUGAGCAACAACAAUUAACAUUAAUUUCUGAAUUAUGUGGAUCAAUUACUUCAGAAGUUUGGCCUGGAGUGGAAAACUUAGAACUGUUCAAUAAAAUGCAUUUAAUUUCCGGCCAAAAAAGAAAAGUUGUGGAGCGAUUGCUAGUACAUGUAAAUGAUAAACUCGCUUGUGAUUUGAUGGAUAAACUUUUAGUUCUCGAUCCAAGUAAGAGAAUUGAUUCUGAUACGGCCUUAAAUCAUGAUUUUUUCUGGACAGAUCCAAUGCCAUGCGAUUUGGGACCAAUGCUGGCGAAACAUUCUCAUAGUAUGUUUGAAUAUUUAACGCCACGAAGACGAGCUUAUGCCAAAAAUCCACUGCAAGUUAAUGGUGGACCUUCCAAGCCUAGUACGAGUAAAGUUAAUGACAAUGGAUGCGAAGAUUGGGUUUAUAAAUCGGAACUCUAUUUAGCAUUUCCCGGUUACUACUGUGUUUAAAAUUUGUGUCUGCCGAUCGUCAACAAUUUGGAUUUUCUAAAAGAAAAAUUUUAGAAUUUCCACUCGUCUAUUUUUAGAAACAUGAUCGUCGAGGGCAAAAGGUUCUCAAUUUAAUAUUUUUUUCUUUUAUUUAACUUUAAAUUCUAUUCGAGCCAUAAUGAAAAAGUUUACUUCAAAAGUAAUUCUUUUAUUUUUAGACUAUUUUAUUGUUUUUAGUAUUUAAAAUUAAUGUUGAUA